Patella vulgata (common limpet) is the source of this 803-nucleotide messenger RNA. Its product is annotated as tropomodulin-1. The transcript is spliced from 8 exons. The record is from RefSeq and is a predicted model, not a curated record. Gene Ontology annotation, molecular function: tropomyosin binding. Bases 153 to 803 code for a protein of 216 amino acids. Gene Ontology annotation, cellular component: myofibril. Gene Ontology annotation, biological process: myofibril assembly; pointed-end actin filament capping. Lineage: Eukaryota; Metazoa; Mollusca; Gastropoda; Patellidae.
GGUACUUAGGGGUAAUUGAAAAUUUCAAUGCAGAGUAAGACUGGUUAAUGUAGUGUAUUUGUCCGGGCUGAGGUGCAAAAAGGGAAGGGAAUAGUCAUCGGUUAAUGUCAUAAUAUUACCCACUUACAAGGAGAUUAGGAGAUAAGUGAAAGAUGGCUCUGUUUAAAGCUAAAAGUGAAGAUGUGCCAGAUAUAGAUUUAGAUAAUCUAGAUGAUAUUCUUGCUUUACUUACUGUAGAAGAAUUAGAAGAACUUAAUGGAGAUUUUGAUCCUGAUAAUUCAUUGCUACCUCCAAGCCAAAGACAAAAAGAUCAGACAGAUAAGUCACCAACUGGUCCCUAUAGAAGACAGAAAUUAUUAGAUUUUCUAGAGAAAAAAGCAAAGGAAGAAAAAGAUUGGGAACAAAAUAAACCAUAUGUGAAGGAAACAAAAGGUAAAGUUUAUGUGCCAAAGAAAGUUGAAAAUGCCGUAAAUGAUAAAUCAGCAUCAGUAAAUGAGGAUGCAAAUACAGAAACUGAAUGGGAUGAUAUUUUAACACAGGCCUCAGAAGAAGAACUGGUAGAUCUAGCCGCUGUGCUUGGUUUCCAUAGUAUGUUGACACAAACACAAUAUUAUGCAUCAUUAGAAGAUAGAAAAAUCAGUGAAGGCGGUUUUAAAGGUGCAGCCCACUCCCAAUCAUUUAGUCCUGUGGCUAAUGAACCACCUAAUACUACAGAUGUUGAAGAUAGUAUUGCCAGAUUAAAGAGAAAUGAUCCAGAACUUACCAGUCUUAAUCUUAAUAACAUUAAGAAUAUACACAAUUAA